Molecule: messenger RNA, 1800 nt
Organism: Podospora pseudocomata
Lineage: Eukaryota; Fungi; Ascomycota; Sordariomycetes; Sordariales; Podosporaceae
Gene: MUS81
Product: Crossover junction endonuclease mus81
Exons: 1
Coding region: 1-1800 (599 amino acids)
Biological process (GO): mitotic intra-S DNA damage checkpoint signaling; DNA catabolic process; resolution of meiotic recombination intermediates
Cellular component (GO): nucleus; Holliday junction resolvase complex
Molecular function (GO): crossover junction DNA endonuclease activity; 3'-flap endonuclease activity; DNA binding
Source: RefSeq, a predicted model, not a curated record
AUGUCGGAGUCUGCAUGUGCCAACCCCCUCUGGCUUGGCUGGGUGAAAAAAUGGUGGGAUACGGCAAAAGAGAGAAACUCGAAAGGUGUGAUUACCUACAAGCACGCAUACGACUCGCUCAAAAGAUGCCCGAUGAAGCUCCAGCACCCUUCUCAGUGUCAACAGCUGAAGGGCUUCAGUCCCAAGCUCUGCGAGCGUCUCACCCAGCAGCUCCGGAAGCAUUGCGAGGAGAAUGGGCACGGUAUGCCAAUGGUUCCUAAGCGGAAGCGGGUGGUUCACCUGCCGGGAGAAGACCAAGAUGAUGGUGCCACACCGGCACCGGCAUUAAGGAGGGCUGCACCUGCUAGACAAGCAAGGACUUAUGUCCCUCAGUAUCGCUCGGGAGCUUUUGCGCUGAUGCUCGUGUUGGCGGGGCAAGAUAGAAAUGCGGCAAUGCCGGGCAUGUCCAAAGAGGAGCUUAUGGCCGCCGCUCAACCGUAUAGCGAUUCCUCGUUCACGGUCCCGUCCGAUCCCAUCAAGUUGUACACAGCAUGGGCUUCGAUGAAGGCCCUGGAGUCAAAAGAGCUUGUGGUCAAGCGUGGUCGGCCUGUGACGCGGUGGGCGCUCUCAGAUGAGGGAUGGGAGGUUGCUGCACGAGUCCGAGAAGUAGCUGCUGCUCGGGGUGAUGUCCCCAAGACCGAAGACUCGGGUGGUAGUGCUAUUGGUUCCCGGAACGAUAGGGUCGGCAGCGCGUCUGGCUCGGCUUUACUUGGAGACAAUCUUGGUAGAGGGAUCAACACCGGCGUUCGAAGCAAUUUCCCGGCUGGAAAUGACGGAGAUGAGUUUUUGAACCAGCUUAGCGGCACAAACAGCUUUUUGGGAGCCACUGACUCGACGGUUUCCAGCAGGCCAGCUCAGUCAGCAACCUAUCGUUCACAGGCCGCCAACCCCGUUAUCCUUUUGGACGACGACGAGGAAGACCAGAAGGACGUGGCUACUGAGGUCCAAAGCUCUGUGAAAAGAGAAAUGGACAACGAAUUCAAGGACGUAGUCGCUGAGGGGGAAGCAAUGGCGGACGAUGCCAGCCUCCCCUCAUUCAAACCCAUCCGGAUGGCGCCCGGAACCUUUACCAUCGAGUUAGUCCUGAAUAACCGCGAGAUUCGAGCAAAGACUGACCGGGAUUACCUUCAAGAGGAACUCGCCAAAAAAGGAAUUCGACCCAUUUCCCGCGCCAUGGAACUAGGAGACGUCCUCUGGGUCGCCAAAUGCAAGCAGCCCGGAUGGCUUUCACGCAUGGGGGCUGAAGGAGAUGAGGUGGUCCUGGAUUGGAUUGUGGAACGGAAACGUCUUGAUGAUCUUAUUGGGAGCAUCAAGGAUGGUCGCUUUCAUGAACAGAAAUCCCGCCUGAGGCGCUCAGGAAUCAAGAAUGUCAUCUACCUUGUCGAAGAGAUCCCCAUGGACCAGAGCCGGUUGCAGAGAAGUGAAGAGAUGGUUCAGUCGGCUAUUGCGUCUAUUCAGGUGGUUGAUGGCUACUUUUUGAAGAAGACGCAAAAGAUUGGCGACACGAUCCGGUAUUUGGUUUCGAUGACACAGAUGCUGCAGAACAUGCAUAAAGGGAAGCCGUUGCAUGUCAUUCCGACUAAUGUUCUUACUGCCAAUAAUUACCUGCCGCUGAUGAAGGAUCUGCGGGGAAAGCAGCCAGAGGUUGGUCACCAUAUCAGCUACCCGGCGUUUUCUUCGCUUUGUUCCAAGUCGGGGACGAUGACGCUGAGGGAUUUUUUUUUUGAAAAUGUUGAUGGUUACGAGGGGUGUCACAGGUGA